Notolabrus celidotus (New Zealand spotty) is the source of this 3270-nucleotide messenger RNA. It is a transcript of the gene svopa, whose product is annotated as SV2 related protein a. Gene Ontology annotation, cellular component: membrane. The coding region runs from base 168 to 1814 and encodes 548 amino acids. NCBI's taxonomy places the organism in Eukaryota, Metazoa, Chordata, Actinopteri, Labriformes, Labridae. Gene Ontology annotation, biological process: transmembrane transport. The record is from RefSeq and is a predicted model, not a curated record. Gene Ontology annotation, molecular function: transmembrane transporter activity. The transcript has 16 exons.
ACUCUCUCCCUCUGUCAGUCUCGUGCUGAGUCGCGCAGGGCGGUCUCUCAUUGGCUGUCGUCGGAGAACCCGGAGCAGGUCGCUCUCCUCGGUGCUGAAAUCGUUGUUCGUCGUGAUAAUGUGAACGGCGAUGAGGCCAAACGGAGCGUCCGUCAGUAAACACUAAAAUGGACGAUGAUCUGUUCCAACUGAGACAGCUGCCUGUUGUGCGCUUCCGACGCACAGGUGAGAGCACACGCUCCGAGGAUGAUGGCGAGAACAGAGAUCAGGUUAUCAAGGUUGCAGAACAGACUGAUCUGGAGUCUGUGGCACUUGCAGAUGGAGCUCCAGUGCCAAGGGAGUUUGCUAAUCCAACCGAUGACACGUUCAUGGUAGAAGAUGCAGUAGAGGCCAUAGGCUUCGGGACAUUCCAGUGGAAACUCUCCAUCCUCACUGGUCUCGCCUGGAUGGCUGAUGCUAUGGAGAUGAUGAUCCUCAGCAUCUUAGCCCCACAGCUGCACUGUGAAUGGAGACUGCCCAGCUUGGAGGUGGCACUGCUUACAUCGGCAGUAUUUAUUGGGAUGAUGAUCAGCUCAUCUCUUUGGGGAAACAUAUCUGACAAAUACGGGAGAAAGACAGGUCUGAAGAUGAGUGUGCUGUGGACCAUGUUCUAUGGCCUGAUGAGUGCUUUUGCACCUAUUUAUGGCUGGAUUCUCGUCCUACGUGCACUGGUGGGCUUUGGGAUCGGUGGAGCACCACAGUCGGUGACACUCUAUGCUGAAUUCUUGCCUAUGAAGUCUAGAGCCACGUGUAUCUUGCUGAUUGAGAUAUUUUGGGCGCUGGGUACAGUGUUUGAGGUCCUCUUGGCCAUCCUGGUGAUGCCCACUCUGGGCUGGCGCUGGCUGCUUGGCCUCUCCACCAUUCCUCUCUUUAUCUUUGCCUUCCUCUGCUUUUGGCUACCAGAGAGUGCUCGGUAUGACGUGCUGACAGGGAAUCAGGAAAAAGCUCUGGCAACAUUAAAGCGGAUUGCUACAGAGAACGGAGCCCCAAUGCCGCUGGGAAAACUUAUUGCUGCCAGACAGGAGGAACGUGGUAAGUUCAGAGACUUGUUUUCAUCACACUUUCGCUGGACCACAGUGCUGCUGUGGUUUAUUUGGUUUGCAAAUGCCUUCUCCUACUACGGGCUUGUGCUGCUCACUACAGAGCUGUUCCAGGAGGGAGGUGCAUGUGGAAUGUCCAAAAGUAAUAAGAUGGAUCUCCCAUGCAGCCUGGAGUGUAAAUAUCUGAACUCUGAUGACUACAAAGACUUACUGUGGACUACAUUAUCUGAAUUCCCAGGACUGCUGGUGACACUGUGGGCCAUUGAUCGACUAGGAAGGAGGAAGACCAUGGCAUUAUGUUUCUUCAUUUUCUCCAUGUGCAUCAUACCCCUCUAUGGUUGUGUUGGGAGAGCAUCCAUGACAGUGUUGAUUUUCAUCGCCAGAGCUUUCAUUGCAGGAGGAUUCCAGGCUGCCUAUGUGUACACUCCAGAGGUUUAUCCAACAGCCACAAGGGCUUUAGGUCUGGGAACCAGCAGUGGGAUGGCCAGAGUGGGAGCCCUCAUUACACCUUUCGUUGCACAGGUAAUGUUGGAGUCAUCCGUGUACCUGGCUCUCUCCGUGUACUGCUGUUGCUGCCUCCUCGCCGCAAUUGCCUCCUGUGCACUACCAAUCGAGACGACUGGCCGGGGCUUACAGGAGUCCAGCCAACGAGAGUGGGGCCAAGAGAUGGUGGGCAGGGCCUCCUCUCAGGGCUCAGAGGGAGUCCCUCAGUCCAGCCCUGGGUCUCAGGGCUGAGGACAGGCUGAGGAACAUUUGAGAGAGCUGACUGCGACGAGUAAAAGAGGGACAGAGACCAGACAACGCUUUCUGUGUCCAUCUCCUAUCCUUUGACUCUUCAGUUUGGGCACCACAGCGGCUUCAGAGAGGCAGACAGAACAAUAGUAAAGUAUUAUUAUUGUUAUAUAGUAUUCAGCCACCAUUGUUGUCACAAUUUUGCCACUGACCCACUACACAUGGGUGUCAGCAAAUAACCUACAUGAGUGCAAGGUUGAAAAACCAAAGGUGGACAAGCGAAAGAUUUAUAAACAAGUGAGAAUUCAAGUGUUUGAAGAUAAUUUGUCCUUUGUGCGGGUGGCACCGGUGAAAACAUAUUAGGUGUUAGCCUCACUUUUGAAGUAAGCUUCAAAUUAACAUCUUCUUUUUAAAGAGCCUUAAAACUACCAACUCUUUCUGUGUUUCAAGACAUGCUUUUAACUUCAUGAAGAAGUUUGGUCUUUAACAUUAUGAAAAUACAUACAUAGAUAAGAAAGGACAGUGGAUCCUGCAAAUGAAUACUCCUAUUGCAAAUGUAACUUUAUUACUAGUGCAUCAGAGGGAAAGACCAAAUAAACAGACCUUUCAAUUAAAAAGAGAAAGGACAAAUUGCACACCGAGUCACAGGUUUUCUUACAUUCCUCUCAAGUCAUGUGUUUAAUAUUUCUUUUUACUUGUGUCAGUAUUGUUUACAUCUUUACAUGAGCAAUAAUUGUUUUCUGCGGAAGAAAUUACAGAAAGGCAGGUAUUAGUCGAGAUAUAAUGAAAACAUCAACUCAUAUCUUGAUCGUUAUGAGAUCACUUUAUCAACUACAAGAUGACAAACCCGCCAAAGUCUCCAUCAGAGCUGAAUAACAUCAGGGGCAUCAUGCAGUGACAUUUCAUAUUUAGAGCACUACUGAGAGAUGUCGGCUGCAUUUUAGGGACAUUAUGUAACUUCAACUUGAAAUAUUAGGAAAUCUUAAUCCGAAACUUUCAUCAUCCAAAUCUGACUUGACCCAGUUAUCAAGAGUCACAUGGUUUAAAAGUGACAUUAACAUGAGGGUAUGGUGUUGAGACCUAUAAACCCUGCUGUAUCUCUCAUCCAUAUUAACUCACAUUCAUGUAUAAACAUUUAUCUGGAUGUUACAUUCUGUAAAUGAUGUAUCUAUACCUGGUUUAGUUGUUGUCUUUGCUUUUGUUUGUGAAAAAGGUGACGUGAUGACGGAUUUGGCCCUGUCGGAUUUUACCAGUAACACACUGAGCGAAGUCUUUUUCUUUUUUGUUUAGAAAAACAAACCGAGAGAGUUAACUAGUAAACUAGUAGAUAUCCUGUGAGCUGACUCUUACCUGCCAGUGUUUGAUAUAGUGGUGCAUUAAGUGUCUGUGUGCACAGAUUCUUGUCAACACACUGGGUGUAAAUGUGUAUGAUACUGUAGUAAAUAAUCUUUCAAAAAGA